Molecule: messenger RNA, 9492 nt
Organism: Lemur catta (Ring-tailed lemur)
Lineage: Eukaryota; Metazoa; Chordata; Mammalia; Primates; Lemuridae
Product: paired amphipathic helix protein Sin3b-like
Exons: 8
Coding region: 21-998 (325 amino acids)
Biological process (GO): negative regulation of transcription by RNA polymerase II
Cellular component (GO): chromatin
Molecular function (GO): transcription corepressor activity
Source: RefSeq, a predicted model, not a curated record
UCGCAGCUCUGACUUCCAACAUGGCGCACGCUGGCGGCGGCGGCGGCCCCGCGGGCCGGGGAUUGAGCGGCGCCCGCUGGGGUCGCUCUGGCUCCGCGGGCCACGAGAAGCUGCCGGUGCACGUGGAGGACGCCCUCCCCUACCUGGACCAGGUGAAGAUCCGCUUUGGCAGCGAUCCUGCCACCUACAACGGCUUCCUGGAGAUCAUGAAGGAGUUCAAAAGCCAGAGCAUUGAUACUCCUGGAGUCAUCAGACGUGUCUCACAGCUCUUUCACGAGCACCCUGACCUCAUUGUUGGAUUCAACGCUUUCCUUCCCCUCGGAUACAGAAUAGACAUUCCCAAGAAUGGCAAGUUAAACAUACAGUCGCCUCUGACAAGCCAGGAAAAUUCACACAACCACAGUGACUGUGCAGAGGACUUCAAGCAACAGAUGCCAUAUAAGGAAGACAAACCCCAGGUGCCCUUGGAGUCGGAUUCCGUGGAAUUCAACAACGCCAUCAGCUACGUGAAUAAGAUCAAGACCCGCUUCCUGGACCACCCGGAAAUCUACAGGUCCUUCCUGGAGAUACUGCACACGUACCAGAAGGAGCAGCUGAACACGAAGGGCCGGCCGUUCCGAGGCAUGUCUGAAGAGGAGGUGUUCACCGAGGUGGCCAACCUCUUCCGGGGCCAGGAGGACCUGCUCUCGGAGUUUGGACAGUUCCUUCCUGAAGCCAAGCGGUCCCUGGUGAUCACACACGUGGAAGGGAAUUCCAGACUCAGUGUCCAGCGUCACCAUCCCUUUGCCUCAGAGCAGGAGGGGAGCCCAGAACCGAGGGCAGUGUGGGCCCCGCAGCAGAACUGGCUCUGUGGCCCAGACCUGGCGGGGAUCCUGGACUAUUCCCGCGAAGGUUUCAUUUCCUUCCCAAGAUGUGACAGCCUUGAAGUCCCUGGCAAAAAGAUGGAAGGAUCCCUGGCCCUGGACCUUAACUGCUAUCCCUGUACCCAUGGGAAGUGACUUUGUCCUGUUUAGAAAACCCAUCCUGUUCAUACAGAUGGAGAUGCAGAUGAAUACAGAUGGAGCUUCACUUACUCACCCGCUGCUCGCCUCCUGCUGUGUGGUCUGGUUCCUAACAGGCCACUCACCGGUACCCGUCUGCAGCGCAGGGGCUGGGAACCAAAGAUUUAUAGGAUUUCUUUGAAGCCUGAUUUGGAUAUUGGGCCUCAAAUCUCCAGAGAGAUUUUUCUUUGCUUUAGCCAGUCUUCUAGAAUAUCAUAAGGGGUUUGUGAUUAACUUAAGUACUUAGCUUAAGAUUUUUGGACUGGCAAGAAAGCAUUAAUUUAGUCCAGAAACCUAUAUUUGUAGUUCUAAAUUCUCUUUGGUAAUUUUUUCAUCCCUCUGCUUGUACAAAAGUUUGAUAGUCACUUUUCCUUCUAGGGGGAUAUGCUUGUCUGGUGUCUCCUUACAUCGAGUGUUCUUGCCUUAUAGGGAGAAGGAUCUCGUUUUACAUUUUUCUAGUCUGGCAGGCUCUGGGUUUUGUUUUCUGCACCUUGUACCCUACAGACCUUAGAAUCUGAAAUUUUGGUUCAUUUGCAUGGGCACAUACCUUCCAGUUAAAAGCCAACUAGCUCAGGCACAGUGGUGCACCUGUAGUCCCAGCUACUUGGGAGGCUGAGGCAAGAGUUUUGGGCUGUAGUGUGCUCUGAUCUCACUUGUGAAUAGCCACUAAACUCUAGCUUGGACAACAUAGUGAGACCCUGUGUUAAAAAAAAUAACAACAGUGACACCAAUCACAAAGCCAAGUUUGAGUUCUCUUUUAUAUAUCUGGGUCCCGCCUCUACUCGGACUCCUGAAAACACCUUCCUUCCUUCCUGACGAUUGAUCUCAUCCUAUCUUUGCUCUGCACCUGGGAGAAGAAGCUUGUCAUCAACAUUGCCAGUGUGAAAUUGAACACAUUUUAGUUCCCUGAACAAGGGGUCAGACUUAGCUCCAGAGCUAAGCUUACAGUUGACAUCUCUUUGUUUAUGGGAGGACACAUGUCUUGAAAGGUUUAGGGGCUAAGUGAAGAAUUGACUUAUGAACAGUUUGUGAGGGCAGUCAUCCAGAGACACGUGGGGCCUUGUGGGGUUUUGUUUGUUCGUUUGUUUGGGGGGAUCUGACUAAUGUAAAAUACCUGAAUACCAAGUUGGGAAGCAGCAGUCAUGUAUUUGGGAAAGGGACAGCAGUGUCACAUGACUCAUGACUCAAUGUCCAGACUUAACUUUCCCUUUGGCAUAACGAGUUUGGUUGGUCUUGAUAUUUUUUUAAUUUAUUUUAUUACAGAACUGUGAACUAAAAUAAAAUCUUAAGCCCCCCCAGAUGACUGAAUGGACCCCCUCUUGGCCAAGGGGACUCCAGAGAAACUGUAAAGCUGAGUUGUAGCCAUGAGGGGAAGGGAGGUCACACGUGCCUAGUUAUGCCCAUCCCUUCUGGAGUUACUCUUUGUAACAACAGGAUGCUAAGUCAUUAACAGGCCUAAGGCCAUUUAAGACAAAGGUUAAACCACAUCUGCCAUCAUCAAAUUACUUCGCAGGUGACUUGCGUCUCAGUACAUGUCCAGUGGCUUGUCUUUGAUUAAUGGACUUUCUUAACUUAAAACACUCCAAGCCUUUAGACAAAGCUUCAUUUCUUUAAACAAUUGCAAAUCAAAGAAUCCUUAACGCCCCCCCGCCCAUAACCUGUAAGCCUCUGCUUCCAGAUGUCUUGCCUUUUCAGGCCAAACCAGUGUACAGCUUCCAUGUACUGAUUUAUGAUUUUACAUGAUAUCCCUUUCUCCCUAAAAUGUACAAAACCAAACUGUAACCCAACCACAGCAGGAUCACUUGCUCAAGGCUUCUUCGGUGUGGCUGUCUGGGUCACGGUUGCACAUACUUGGCUUAGAAUAAGCCUCUUUAAAUUACAGAGUUUGGAUUCUUUUCCACUGACAGAGCCAAUGUUUAUUUUUUAUUAUAUCACAGGGAGGCGCGCCACUGAUGUCAAACUCUCUGGCUUGGAUCACCAGGACAAGAGAGAUGGGGUAGAAGUUAACCAAGAAGAGAGGCAGGGCUGUCCAGUUUGAGCAGAAGACACCGAACACUUACAUUGCUUGAGAGAAACCACUUUCCAACACACCCAGCUCCAAGCUACCCUUAUUCUGGGAAGCCUUCCAGCUGCUCUUGUCUCAGGGCUGAGUCCUGGAGUCCCACUCUGGGCUCCCCCCUCUCCUGUCCUCCCUUUGACCCUGCCGCAAUUGCAAGGGGCUGGAGGCUUCUGAAUCCAGGUCUGUAUCCCCCAAGACUGGGAGCUCCUCAACCUCCGCAGGGGCCGGGGCUCUUUGGGCAGGAAGAGGCGACAGGGAGCCCUUGCUGUGUGCUGGAGGAGGGAGUUGGGCUGCAGGUCCCUGAAGGCCCCCUGGGUCCCCUCCCGGCCUCUCCAGACCCAGAGGACAGCCCUUCCAGGUUGGCUUCCUGGAGAGGCCCAUGGGAAUGUCCUGCCGGGAAGGCCACAGCAGGUAUAAAGCGCACAGCAUCUGAACCAAGAGGCCCUUGGUCUGGCCCCUACCUACACCUGCCUGCAGGCGCCCCCGAGAGCAUCAGACAGGGGUGCUUUCCUGCCUUCUCCUUCUGGCCGGUGGAGAGGGACCGGGAGUGAGAGGGUACGAGGCAGAAUCAGAGAGCUGUGGGUACAGCUGUCCAGCCUGGAGAUGGGGUGCAGGGCUGGGGAGAAGAGGGGAAGAGAGGGAGUCCUCAGCCUCAGGUGGCUGGCUGCGGUCUUCUCUGUUUGCCUGUCUGGUUCCUGGUUGUUCAGCCAGCCCAGGUGCCCACUGCAGCUUAUAGGUCAUCGGUUUCCAACCGGACAUGAUUCUGGCCCUCAGGGGACAUUUGGUCAUGUCUGGAGACACUUUGGUUGUCACAACUUGGGGUGGGGUUCUUCUGGCAUCUAGUGGCUUGAAGCCAAGGAUGCUGCUAAAUGUCAGACAAUGCACAGGGCAGCCCCCACCAUAAUGUCCCAGCCCCAAAUGUCACCAGUGCUGAGGUCGGGAAACCCUGUGCUGGGUGUAUUUUGCCUUCGCUGUUGUGUCCCUGCUAGCCUGGGUGGGAAGAUGUGGGGAAGGCAGGGCGGAGCUGGGCACGUCCCCGUGCUGUGAGAUGUUUGCUCAGCGCCUGUGUGUGGGCCAUCCUCAGUGAGACCAGAGUGGCAGAGCUCUGUCACCUGUCAGAGGAGAUGGGGAAGCCCAGCCCCGAGAGCCCUGGGUGCUCUACCCAGCAGGAGGUGGGAAGGCAGACCGCAGGGGUGAGGCAGGGGCUUGGGGAGAGGGUGACAGUUGGAUCAGCCCCUGGGGAAACUGUUGUGACAUUACCAGAGGUCCUCAGGGCCCUGCUGGGGUCAGAGCCCCUGAGUUUAGAAUGGGGUCAGUUAGUGACAUCUGGUACCGAAGGAUGAAAACCAACCAGCUCAGAAGACCGAAAACCGUAUCAGAAUCAAUGACAAUUCCAUUUGUUAGGUGAACCCUGAGCCCUUUACCUGAAUCCUCGUGGACUCUCCGAAGGCGGUUCUCUGGUUACCGCCAUUCUUGCAGUUGGGCAGAAGACGCCCAGAGCUGGAAAGUUCUUUCUCCAAAGUCACACAGUGGGAGCUGGGGUUGGAGCCCUGGGUCUGAUGACUCUAUGGCUUGUGUAUGUUUCAGAACAUUCUCUCUGGAAGCCAGAGGGGAGUGGGUGCAGAGAAGGAGUGUGGGGAGGGGUCCCUGAGGGAGGGGAUGGAGCCAGGAGGGUGGAGGGGAGGGGAGAAAAGGGAGAGCUGUGUAGCAGGGAGAGAGGACGCCAAGUGCUGGGAGGGUGAGGGACAGAAGGGAGCUGAUGCUGGUGCGUGACUUCUGGGGAGGGCGAGUGGGUGGUCAGAGACUUUUUCCCCCAGGUCUUAAGUGCAGUCUUCCCAUGUGGGUUCCUUCGUCCUCAUUCCUGUGAAGUUCCUCAUUGUCCAGGUGAUUCCCUGUCCUCCAAGCUCCAGGCUGACCCCUGCUGGGGGAAUACUUGGGAGACAAUGCCCUGAUAACACUACGCAGAGAAACUGUGGGUGGUCCUGUCCUGGAGACAAGGAUUUCAGUAACUCUUGUUAGCAAAGUGGCUGAAGCUAUUUGUAAAAAUAUUUUUGUCUCAUUUUCUGGUAGAUUUCAGGUGCAGAGGUUUGAGUCCAUGAUAUCUCCAGUUCGUGGUGUUUGAUGACCAUGGGUUGCAAAAGAUCCUUUCUUAUUUUGUUUAUUGAUCACCUUUCUUUCAAUCCAUUUCCCUUCAUUUUUUUUGGACAGACAUUCUAACAUACUGAACGUAUGUGUACUUUUUGUAUAUGUUCUUAUAAGCUACACAUUGCUUUCUAUGUGCACAUAUGUUUUAAAAUUAUUUUAAAAUUUUUAAACGAAUGGACUUGUUUAUUAGAGAAAUUUUACAUUUGUAGAAAUAUUGACCAGAAAGCAUAGAGAUUUCCCACAGACCCCCUCAUCCCUGUAAAUAAGAGUUUUCUUAUUAUUUACAUCUUGCAUUAGUGUGGUGCAUGUGUUAAAAUUGGUGAACCAGUAUUGAUACAUUAUUAUUAACCAAGUUCCACGGUUUACAUUAGGGUUCACUUUUUGCACCGUACAUUCUGUGGAUUUUGACAAAUGACAUGUGUCCAUCCUUACUGGAUCAUACAUGAUAGUUUUAUGUACAUAUAUUUUUAAUGUGCUCAAAUGGAAUUGCACUACAGAGUUCAUAUUUUUUGCUUUAUGCACUUGAUAAUAUUUUUAAAAUUCGCUUACAUUGGUAUGUAUGCAUCUAACAUAAUAAUAGAUAAGUUGCAUUGAUUCCAUUUUAUGUGGAAAUUUCCAAUAGACACAAAAGUAGAAGAAAAACAUGAUUUUUGAUGUCUCAGCUUCAAUAGUUGUAAACAUUAAACCAAUUCUGUUUCAUCUAUAACCCUGCCAUGAAUUGGCUAUAGUAUUGAUAGGAAAAUCCCAAGCACUGUAUUACUUAACCCAUAAUGACUUCAGUAUGGACCUCUGACACGUGACACUUUCUUUGAAAGAUACAACCACCAUCCCACUAUCACACGUAACAAAUAGCCCAUAAUAAGAUAGCCAUGCCUGUUCCCUCCAAGUGUGUUUCACACUAUUGUGCUGCAGUGUCAGCGUGUCCUCCUAGGGCAUGUACUCUCGAGCCCCGGGGGGCAGAGAGAAGGAUGGAUGGGUGGGUGCAGAGACACACACGGAGGCAGCAGGACAAACCCUUGUGUCAAGGGCUGAGUUUCCAUAGAUCCCGCCAGGGGAGCUGCUGUGCUGGGAACGAAGUGCUGACCCAAAAGUGGGUCGUCUAGGAAUGGGUUAGCACCAGGUUCCCCAAGAACCUGCUUUGCGUGACGGGUGACGGGGAGGCCACCUCUUCCCUUGGCGCCCGGUUUCCCAUGAUGAGGGGCGCUCUGCACCAGAUCCCGGUCACUGGGCACGGCAGUGCGAGCAGCCAACCAAGGCUCCGCAGUGCUCCUUGAGCGUUUCUCGUAAAGGAGGAAAACUCAAUAUUGUCAGAACGUGAGUUCUUCCCAACCUCAUCUAUAGAUUCAAUACAGCCCCAACAGAAAUCUCAAGAAAGUCAUUUUGUGGAUACCAACAAACUAAUUCUAAAAUUCAUAUGGAGAGACAAAAGACCCACAUUAGCCAAUACCAUCUUGAAAGAGUAGAACGAAGUUGGAGGACUGACACUGUCCAACUUCAAGACAGUGUAAAGCUACAGUCGUCCAGAUGUCAUGGUGUUGGUGAAAGACAGUGCAACAGAAUAGGAAGCACAGAAAAUAGACUCAUGUAAGUACAGGCAACGGAUCUUUGCCAAAGGUGCAAAGGCAACGCACUGGCCCCCGGACAAGGAAAGAUAAUCUAUUAGGAGAAAAGGGGCCAGUCCAGGGUGGCUGAGUGCAGCUGGAGAGAUCGGAGGACUCAGCAGGGCUCAGUGGUGCAGAGCCCCUUAGGCUAUGAAGAGAUCAAUGUCUGUAGCGGGGCAAUAUUUUGAGACAUUAACUGAGGUUACUCUCAUUCUCCACCUCCUGGCACCUUCAGGGGCUCCAUCACUCUCAGAAAUAACUGCUUCCUGUAUGCACAGCCCUGGAGGGGAAAGGCCUGAUUGAGCACAAAUCUCACAGUACCUGUGUCCGAGUUCCAAGGCACGCUCUUAAAAGUUAUGGCAGUAACAACUACCUUGAAAGGCAGCAUGCUUCAACAGACUUUCUGAGAGAGGCAGUGAUAAGGCCACAUUUACUGAGCAUUAACUGUGCACUAGACACAGCUCUGAGUCCUUUGUAUUUAGCCCUCAGGACAAUCCUGAGGUAGGUAGUGUUGUCCCCAUUAUAUGGUUGAGGAAAUGGAGGCACAGAGAGGGACAUUAACUUGCCUCAGUCACAUAGCACAGUCCAGACUUGAGCCCAAGCAGUCAGGCUCCAGAUCCCACGCUUGUGGGGUUGGUAUUUGUGUCCAGUGGUCUGGCUUUGAAUCUCAACACUCAAAGGGGAUGGCACUGCCCCCACCCCACCCCAAGAUGGGCCCGGGAGGCCUAUGAUGGGAACGAAGGAGGAACCAGAGGGUGGAGAGGAGCCUCCCCUGACAGUCCUGUGGGAGCUCCUGGGUGGGCUCAGUCAGUGUGUGUUCUCCAGGCUGCGCGGGCAGCAUCAGGGGCCCAGAAGAGGCAAGGGAGGGGCUCCUUGAAGGUAGGGAAGGGGUCGUGGACGGGACCACCUGGGAGGGGCAGACACAGGGGUGGGACAUUGACAAGAGCAGGAAGGGAACUAACAAUCUCAGAGAGGCUGCCAGGGUGGAAGCUGAAGGCCUCCCACGGUGUGUUCUGGGCCGGUCAGGGGGCUCUGUCUGGGGGUCACUCACUAGAUAAAGGGAUCUGCCUCUAUGAAUUCAUCUUUUUAUCUAAGAGCCUCAAUCUUGCCCCUUAAAUUUGUCCUUAACCUGGUCCCUCUACUGCUCAAACACCUCCCAUGGCUCCCUAUCGCCUGCAGAGUAAAGUCCAUACUUGGACUCUGAGAGAACCAGCGAUUGGCACAGGAGCACUGUGCUAAGCCAGAGAGGCGGUCAGGGUGUCCAGCUGAGAGACCCCAGCCUGGCUCCACCCACCCAGGCCCACCCCCUGGGUCCCUACAGUCCCCAAGCAUCCCUGCUGGCUGUUGGCUAGGCUCAGGCAGAAGUGACAGCACAGGUUUAUUUCCAGGAAUCUGCAAAGGCAGAUGGAAGGGGUAGAGGGGUCACUGCUGGCUUGCCUCCAGUGGCUCCAGCCGCAGCCAGAGGCCACCCUCGGCUUGCAGGAUCAUCUCCACCUUCCGGUCAGGCAGGACGCGGAAGCGCAGCAGCGUGAGCACCAGGACCACCUUCAUCUCGGUCAUGGCGAAGGUCUGCCCGAUGCAGUUCCUGGGAGCAGAGGUGGGGACUCUGAAUUCACCCAGGACCCCCAUCCAGGCCCCAUCGCGCCUGGAACCUGGCCUGGGUCCCCCACCUCCACCCACAUCACCUUGAGGGGCAGAGUGAGGAGCUAAGUAUGCCCAGGACCCCACCCACCUCUGACCCUCCUCCCCUACACACACACACACACACACACACACACACACACACACACACACACACACACACACACACACACACGCACAAUGUGGGCUUGCAUAACCCCAGGGCCUGCCCCAGACUGCAGCCCUGGACUCACAACAGCAGCCAGGGAAGAGUCCCCUAGCAGGGAUCCCAUUCUAAGGACCUUAGCCCUUAACCUCGGGAGCGAGGAGGAAGGAAAGCUGAAACUGUGACUAUCUGUAGCUCCCCUUCCCCCCAACUUUUGCCACUGUCAUGCCCAGACCCUGCACGCAUCCCGCACCCCAUCCCUGCCUGGGAAACACCCUACCCUUACCUGGGCCCUGCAGAGAAAGGAACUAAAGGCAGAGGUGACCACUCCUUGGUGUUUUCUGGGUUGAAGCGGGAGGGGUCAUACACCCGGGGGCGAGAGGGAGACAGGGUUGUUGGGUGGGUCUCCCAGGACAGCCAGCCUUGGAGAGACAGAUGAGGGUGUCUGAUAGUCAGGGAAAGAAGUGAUCUCGGAUUUCCCUGUCAAAGCCCUGCCCCACCAGGAUCCCUGGAAUGGGUAAAAAUGGUGGUGUUGGGGGAGUCAGCACCUCAGGGUCUGGCCACACAGCUGGGUUGUGAUGGGUCCCUAAAGUAUUGAUAAGGCAGAUGACACCUGUGGGAGAUGAGGGAGCAGUCAGGACAGGGUCCCACUGCCUGAUAGGCCCCUGUUCCUGCCCAGGAGCCUCCUCCCCCUGUUACUGUGGGCACCUUUGGGGAUGACCCGGCCAUCUGGGAGCACAACAUCCUGGGUGCAGCAUCGGGAGACCGUUGGGACUGGAGGAUGCAGGUGCAGACUCUCCUUAAUGCACAUGGUCAGGAAGGGCAGCCGGGCCAGGGCAUCCCUGUGGAACCCCCCCCCCC